AUGGAUUUAAUUCGACUUAAAUCCCGUAAAACAUUACUUAGUUUUCUUGAAUGUAUAUCCAACAAAGAUAAUGGCAAUAAUUUGGCACCCCAACUUUUUAUUGAAACAUCAAUUUCCUCACUGCUAAGUUUAAUCACUGAUAUUGCAGAUUAUAAUAAUUUUGGUUUUAAAAAAAUUCAACCUUUAAUCAUUUCAGAAGAUAUUGAGGAAAGAUUAGAAUCACUAGUAUGCGAUUUUGAAUUUGAUUCAAAUACAAGAGUAAAUCUUGUAUAUGAAUUGAAAUGUGUAUUUCUUUGCCACCCAUCAUUGAGCUCCACCUUUACGAUUGUUAAACACAUAGAAUUGAUCUCAAAAUUAUUAAAAAAAAAUAUAAGAAAACAAAAAAUUGAUCUCUGUUUUUAUAUUGGUUUUGUUCCUUUUUAUUCGAAAUUAAUAUUACGGCUUCUACAUCAGCAACUAACUUCACUAAAUAUUUUCCCCGAAUGUUAUUCAGUUAAUUUAUACUGGGCCCCUUUAGACGAAACAUCUCUUUUGAUGGAAAUAAGAAAUGUUUUUUUUGACUUCCACGUUUAUAAAGAGGAAUCUUCUUUACAAUUGGUCGCCUAUUCUUUAUAUUGGCUACUAAAGUUUACAAACUCAACAAAUGUACCUAUUUAUUCAAUAGGAUCAGCAGGAGUGACAGUCCUAGAGCACUUGAUGCGAUAUAUCAAAGAGAAUAACUCCUUAUUAGAUAAUCUUAAACCUUUUGAUUGGAAUACGCUUUUUGAAACAGAAGAUGAUCAGAAUUGUAAAUAUUUAGGGCUCAACCAUUUCGACAAGGAUUUAUUAACAAAUACUUUGGAAUUUACUCAGAAUUACCUUCAGAACUCUAUUAUUAACAAUUCUUCAAAUAAUGAUUUGAUUAAUGAUUUUCCGAUGUGUUUUGACCAGGUAAUCAUAAUUGACAGAAGAUGUGAUCUUGUCACUCCAUUUUCAACUCCAUUCUCUUAUCAUGCUUUACUUGACUUUCUUUUUGGCGUCCAGAAAACAUAUGUUGAUAUACCAGCGGAUAAAGUGCCAUCAGAUGUUAGUGAGGAAUCUACUCAUUGGAAACUACCUCUUUUUGGAGAUCCAUUAUUCACAAUAUUAAAGGACCUGAAACUUAAGGAUGUGGGGAUUUACCUCCAUCAAAAAGCAAACGAGCUUCAAUCACUAUAUCAGGAAAAAGAGAAACUUAAGGAUAUUUCUGCAAUCGGAGAUUUUAUUAGAAAAUUAAAAGGUAAGCAACAUGAACAAGGAACACUUGCUAAACAUGUUAAUAUUGCUACAUAUUUAAAUGAGUAUUUUACAAAAGAUUACCAAACCUUGACAAGAUUAAGACUUGAAGAUUCAAUUAUGUCGGAUUCGUCCCAAUCGGUGACGGGCGUUGUCAAGGAACUUAGUACAAGAUUUUCAGAAGCCAUUUCAUUAAGAGGAACGGAGGAGUCUCCCUUCGAAGAUCUUCUAGAUCAGGAGGGUAUUCAAAUAGAGGAAAUAUAUAGAAUUUUGUGCCUCUCUUGCAUAAUUGAAAAUGGUUUCAAGAAUAGAAAAAUUUAUGAGCAAAUAAAAAAGCAUAUAUUAUCAGUUUUCGGAUUUGAGGAAUUAUAUAGAAUGAAUAUUUUGGAAAGGGUCGGACUUUUAAAACUAGAAGCGAGUAAAAAAUCAUAUUGGCAACUAAUAAAACGUUCUCUUAAUCUUUUUGUUGAUGAGAGUGAAUCAGAAAAUGACAUCAGUUGUGUGUAUAGUGGAUAUGCCCCAAUAAGUACAAGAAUCGUUGAAAUCCUGUGUAGAGAAAUUAGCAAUACCAAGUCAAGUAGUGAUGAUUCUUCUAAAGAGGCACUUAAUUAUGUGUGGGGUCCUAGUGUUGAAUUAAUUCCGUCUACACUAUCUACGGUUAAGCACAAUUCAUGUUUGGUUGUUUUUGUUGGAGGAGUAACAUUUGGAGAAAUUGCAACUCUUAGAAAGCUCCAGGGAAUUAUUAAUAAGGAGAUCAUCGUUGCAACCACAGAAAUUAUUAACCAUAGAUCAUUUUUCGAAUCAUGCAAAAAACCAGAAAGCAUGAGCCACCUAAAAAAUGAAAAUAGCAAAUGA
This is a messenger RNA of Cryptosporidium ubiquitum, 2109 nucleotides long. Its product is annotated as SEC1-family protein. The record is from RefSeq and is a predicted model, not a curated record. Bases 1 to 2109 code for a protein of 702 amino acids. Gene Ontology annotation, biological process: vesicle-mediated transport; intracellular protein transport. The transcript has a single exon. Lineage: Eukaryota; Apicomplexa; Conoidasida; Eucoccidiorida; Cryptosporidiidae.